ACCAGUGGUAGUUGAAUGUGGACAUGGGUGGACAGCUCUGAUAAUUUAUAAACGUAACAAUGGCUGCGCAGAUUUAUUAAAUGGAAAAAUAUUAAAACGAACGCGAUGAAAUUCAUAGAAAAUUAUUCGGUUUGUCAGUGGUAUUUGCGGGAAUGUUCACAAUGUUUCACGUGGGUUUUGGGUAAUUUAAUUCGAUGUACGCGAAUGGAAUGUAAAUUUCAUUGAUUUCGGGGGAAAUUGGGUGGCUGUGGAGUUUCGGAGGGAUUUUAUCUGACAGUUUUAAUUGACAUUAAAUAUGGAAUUGUUUCGAAGUGACACUCAUUUCAUUUUCGUACAGGAGAAGCACAAUCUCUGGUGUGAUAAAGCAACUGGAGAAUUGUCAGCCAAAGAUGAUUGGGAAUGGGCAACAGCAAAUAAUUUGGAAUGUCUCGGAAUCUGUCAUGGAAUAAUUGGAAAAAUCGAGCAAACAUCAUUCAUGGAACCCAGACUGAUGUUGAUAAAGGAGAUAUCAACAGUUGGUGAACUCUACGGAAAUCGUAUUGUCCAUAAAAUUAAAUCUGUCGCUUUUCUUCAAAUUGGUUCAGAGAAUUAUGAUCUGGGACUGACCCCCUGUAAGAAGCACGGUGGCAUGUCCAAGCUCUCGAUGGGAAGUUCACUCGAUGCUCCCCAGAAGACGGGAUUCAUGAAGACCUGGGGGACAAUAAAGAGUGCAACAAAUACCAUAAAAAAUACCACUCAACAGGCCGCAGCACUAGCCACAUCACAAGUCAAAUCGACGGUGAUCAAACGAAGUAUUGGAAAGGACAAAGAGAAAUUUGAGAAGAGAAUUAUUGAGGAGUUGAACAAAGUAUUCGGAGAGACAGACUCCUUCUUCUUCUGUCAGACUGGAGACAUCACGAACUGUUUGCAAAGACAACGAGAGAAGAAGGCAAAGGCAAAGGAGAUGGGGGACGAUGACAAGUGCCUCUGGAAGACUGUCGAUGACAGAUUUUUUUGGAACAAACACAUGCUCCAUGAUCUCAUUAGUUUAAACAGUGACGCUGCAAAUCACUGGAUUCUGCCUAUCAUUCAAGGAUACAUUCAGAUUGAAAAAUGCAAAGUUGAAGUUGGGUAUGAUAAUCAGCCUCAGUAUGAGACCUUCAAUCUCGCCAUCAUUUCGAGAAGAAGUAGAUUUCGUGCUGGCACCAGAUACAAAAGGCGGGGGGUGGACGAGGCGGGAAAGUGUGCCAAUUAUGUGGAGACAGAACAAUUGGUUUGGUAUCAUGAUCAUCAAGUGUCGUUCGUUCAAGUACGUGGGAGUGUUCCAGUCUACUGGUCUCAGCCAGGAUACAAAUAUAGACCUCCACCUCGUAUCGACAGAGAUGAAGCAGAGACACAAAUUGCCUUUGAAAAGCACUUUGAAGAGGAAUUGUCGCACUACGGUCCCAUCUCCAUCGUAAAUUUGAUAGAACAAAGUGGAAAAGAAAAAAUUAUCUGGGAUGCUUACAAUAAUCACGUUAUAAACUACAAUAAUCCAGACAUAACAUACACAACAUUUGAUUUUCACGAAUACUGCAGAGGAAUGCAUUUUGAAAAUGUCUCGAUCCUUGUAAAUGCUCUCAGUGGAGUUUUGACAGAAAUGGGCUACUGUUGGCACGACAUUCAAGGCCCAAUUUGCUCCCAAAAGGGAGUAUUCAGAAUUAAUUGCAUCGAUUGCUUGGACAGGACGAAUGUCGUUCAGACUGCGCUCGGUAAAACUGUAAUGGAAAUGCAGUUUUCGAAAUUGGGAUUAAUUCCACCUGAUGGAACGUUACCAACAAAUCUCAGACAGACUUUUCAGUUGUUGUGGGCCAACAAUGGGGAUAUUAUUAGCAAACAAUAUGCCGGAACAAAUGCGUUGAAGGGAGAUUACACGAGAACUGGUGAGAGAAAAUUCACAGGGCUUAUGAAAGACGGUGUAAACUCAGCAAACAGAUAUUACCAGCAACACUUUUUGGAUGCGACGAGACAGGCGGCGAUCGAUCUGACAGUCGGUAUUCAGGUCGACGUUGAGGGAUUGAGGGACGAUUGGUUGCAUUACUUACAAAUAAUCAACAAUUGUUGUGUUGAAUUAAUACCCGUUAAACCACCGAAUUUACGAUUAUUUAUCGCUGAAUAUCCAGAUAUUCUAUUUGCAAGUCUCGUAUUCAAUAUAUCCAGGUACUAUUUAAACCGCUUCAAGGACGUCUACAGACAGGCGAGCAUCGACCUGAUGUCAGGUCACUCGGUGAACGAAGAGAUAUUCCACGAGCGCAACGAAGAAGAGGACAACGCAGCGACAGCAUUUCAUGUUAAACUUCUCAUCGAGGACUGCAAAAAGCUCCUGAUCCCCGAUCCCGAAGUCAUUCUGGGGAGUUGGGGCCUCAUUGAUGCUGAUCCAGUGUCAGGUGAUCCCAGUGAAACCGAAAUGGACUCGAUUCUGAUUCUCACAAAAGACAGUUAUUACGUCGCCGAUUACGACGAUCAGAUCGACAAAGUAACCAAUUAUCAGAGAGUUUCACUGUCCGACAUUGUUAUGAUUGAGUUUGGCCAGCCAGACACUGGUGUUACCCUCUUCAAGAACAAACAUCACCACUGCAUAAGAAUAAAUUACAAAAUGGCAAGUGAAUACGGUUAUUUUCACAUGUUCAGAAGUACAAAUCUUCGAUUUUUUAAUAACAUGGCAGUUGUCAUUAAAACUGAUGAGGAGACAGUGGAGUCCAUGAAGGCUAUCUGCGAGACAUUUUCAGUGGCAGUUGAAAUAGCAUCACUACCGAAAAUUCCCAUCGCAAUGAAUGUACCCCUGGACAAACGAACGAGUAAACCAGUCAAGGCUAAAGGAUCGACAGUUUUGUUGGACAUCACAUCCUUCCCCCAGAUCACUAGGAACGUCUCCGAGACUCAGUUGCUGGCCCUGAAGAGCGCUGGCACGAAAGCUCUGAGCAACAUGUCAGAGCAGUUCAGCAAAUUGAACAAAUUGGGAUCGACUUUUGGUGGGAAAAAAUCGGAUAAAUCGUCCACGAAACUCUCAGACUCGGGGAAGAGGACGACCUUCACAGUUGGUAAUUACGAUUUAGCUGGUAAAAGAAGUGCUCAUCCUGAUGACGGUCACAGCAGUGGUGGUAGCAGUGGAAGUAGUCCAGUACCUCAGGAAUUCACUGGUGUUGUGGAGGGAAAUUCUGGUAAUUAUUACAGCAAAGUUGAUGUGGCAAUUGAUGGACUGCAACUUGUGUCGUCCGAGGGUGACAGAUCACCACCGGAAAUCACUAUUCAGGGAGCUGGGGAGAGUGAGAGGGAGGAAAGGGAGAGGGCUGUUCCACCUACGACCUUGAAUUUAACCAAGAACAUCAGCCAUUCGUCGAGUGAAGUCGAUGGGAAUGUCAAGCCAGGUAAUUACAUGGAUAUCGAGACAUCGGGGGAGAAAAAACGCAGCAGCUCUGAGCAGGAUCUCACUGUCAAUAAUAUAACUUCGUCGCAGAGUGAAUCGGCCAUUAAAUCGUUGAAGACAAAUGUUGCUAGUGCAGCAUCACCUGUGGCAAAUACUGCGAAGGAAAUUCUAUCUCCAUUUUCUAAGUUUGCUAAGGGGGUGCAGACAUUUGGAGCCAAUUUGGAUCCACGAAAAUUGAAGGGUGGCCAGCUGUCCGGUAAUAGGACACUGUCGGAUCAGCAUUUGAAUGAGAGACAGAAGCUCAUUGAACGCUGGCAGAAUUGUCGCUCCACUCUCAUCGCUUUAUAGGCAAUUAUUUGUGUUUUUAUUUUUAUUUUGCGAUUACGUCUCCACGAUCGGUUUCGUAGGACUCAUAUCCUGAAGUAUUCGGUGGUUAGGGUGAUAAGGGGGGGGGGGAUUCCAGGGUUGAAAUUCGAGUUAAUCAAGUGACGUUAGAAGAGUUCAAAAAUUGUUUGAGUAAUUUAUGAUGCGUUAAUUGCAGACAAAUGACGGCGUCAGGAGGAUGAAUUUUUUUGGAUGUAACGAUUAUCGUGAAUUACUCGAUUAUUUUUAAGCUCGAGGGGUGGUUUUGGGGGUAUUUUUCUCCAUUUGAGUUGCAGAUAAGAUUUAAAUUUAAUUUUUAAUGUUGAAAAACGGAAAAUUAUAAUUAAAAGUAGUUCGGUUUUGUUAGUAAAUUCGAAAAUUGUUGAAAAAUAGUCGAAAUUGUUAGAAAACUCAGUCACAUUUGGAAUUAUUAUUGUUUUCCGUAGUUUAAUUAUCGUUUUUGGUGAAAAAAAAUUGAAGAAUCUGAAUUUUUGGAAAGUAUUUGAAGGGAAACCUGGGGGAUGUGAGAGAAUUGUGGAGACAAGAGAUGAUACAGUAAUACUCGUCACACCUGGUUUAGAGUAUUAGAAUCCUGGAACACUCGGCACCCCUAGGAGUGUUCCGGGAAAUUAUAUCGCCUUAGUCAAUUAUGUACAUAUUCAUUAUUUAGAUCAAUUUAGUUGUGGAUCCUGUGAGGUACCGUAAUAGAUCAAUCGAUAUGAAGGUCGAGCUGAGCACUUCGUUGAGUGCUAGUCGAUGCCAGGUCGAUUAGUUCGUUUUGUGCUACUUAAAGAGAAAAUUUCAUUUUUUAUUAUCACGAGGACAGGAUUGAGUAAUCGAAAUAUUGAGAUUCGAAAAUAGAUUAUUUUUACAAAAUCGAUUUAUGAAAAUUUAUUCAUAUCACUGGAGGUGAAGCGGUAUUUUGGAAAUUCAUAUCGUUAAAAUCAUGUUAUAAAUGAUCGGCUAGUAUCGGCUAGAUGGACCGAAUGCACCAGUCGAUCCCCUAUCGAUUGCCCAUCGACCGAUCCACCAGGACGGGCAUCAAUCCAGAUGAAAGAUGGAUUUCCCAAGAGAAAAUGUUACGAGAUAAAAACGAUAAAUCGAGGAUUUUUCCUCUGAAAAUUAGAUCAUUAGAGUUAUGUAUCGAGAUAGAAUUGCUUUAACUUUCCAUUUAUCAUCGAUUAUGGAGAGUUUUCAGCCUGUGAUACAUUUGUCAAACGAUAAUUUAUUUGAUUUCAGAUAUUUAUCUGGAUUGAAUUCACCUGAAAAGUGAGAAAUAUUUAUUCAACAGUUUUCACACAAUUUAAGCAUUAAACGACAGUAUUUUUUACCUUUAUGUUUAUCGUUAUUAAUCCAUUGUUUAUGUCAAUGUGAAUAGCAUUGUUCCACUGAAGUAUUUCAUACAACGCUUAAGAUGUUAGAGAAUUUGUUUUUAAGACGUUUUUUGAACGAAAUGUGAAAAAACGCGGUGAAGGUCGCGUUAAUAAUCAGCAAAAAAUUGAUAAUUUUAUAUGAGAGCUCAAAAAUAUUAUCUCUCGACCUUUUUCCUACUUUCAAAAUUCCGUAUCAUCCAGCAAAUUUCAUUUCUCUUCCCUGGAGCUCAUUUAAAAUUUCCCAAAAAAUGUUCGUCACGCUGUUACAAAAAGUAACUUUUUAAACCGACUUGACGUACCUUAAAUACGUCUUUCCCACACAUUGUGAUGAUAAAAAAAUAUUGUUCGAUACUCGAGGGAAAAGUAUUUCUUUUUGGGCCAGACCUCCCACGAGACGAAAUAUUGUUUUUCCCAUUCGUAAUGAAAUGUUGUAUAUCGACGUUGUCUCUCGAUAAUUACUCGUUACGAGAAUUACGUCAAUUAAUUUGAUAGUAGAAUUAUAAUUGUUAUGUUUUACCAUUCCCUGCCAAAAUCAUUUGAAGGAAUUACUCGUGUUGUUAUAGAGAUAUCGCACAAGUAUUUUGUAGAAAUGUCAACACACAUUGUGACUUCUAAUGUAUCAACGUGAAGAGAUUAUUAAAUAAAGAGAAACUAUUAUUGAA
Messenger RNA from Diachasmimorpha longicaudata, 5783 nucleotides. It is a transcript of the gene sp3, whose product is annotated as phosphatidylinositide phosphatase SAC2. NCBI's taxonomy places the organism in Eukaryota, Metazoa, Arthropoda, Insecta, Hymenoptera, Braconidae. Gene Ontology annotation, molecular function: phosphatidylinositol-4-phosphate phosphatase activity. The record is from RefSeq and is a predicted model, not a curated record. The transcript is spliced from 8 exons. The coding region runs from base 296 to 3733 and encodes 1145 amino acids. Gene Ontology annotation, biological process: regulation of endocytic recycling; phosphatidylinositol dephosphorylation. Gene Ontology annotation, cellular component: early endosome; clathrin-coated endocytic vesicle.